AAGUGUUGCGACACUCAACAACUCUAUACACACUUACACACAGCCAGUUCACAAACAGACACGAACACUAAAACCUAUAAAACAGGGAUAUAUACAGGGGACAGAGACCAGGACCAGAGGAUUUACUGCUGUCAUUUAAAUGCCUCUUGAAAGCAGUGACCGCCACAAAGAGGCGAAGACAAAAAUGGAGAACGGGGGAGGCCGGCUGGAGCAGGCUCAGCAGGGAGUGGAGGAGGUUAAGAUCAUCAUGAUGGAGAACCUGAAGAGCGCCAGAGAGCGCGAGGGCAAACUGGGAGACCUGGAGAACAGAGCCGACCUGCUGCUGGAGAAGAGCAAGGUGUUUUCCAAGACUGCAACCCAAGUGAAGCACAAGAAGCAAUGGGAGAACCUGAAGUGGAAGGUCAUCUUGGUGGUCGUCUGCGUACUCGCUGUGAUCGUAAUCAUCGGGAUCAGUGUGCCGCUGUCCAUUGGAAGUACAAAAAGUGAUAAUUCUGAGCAUCCAGGAGACGGCUAGAUUCGGGACCUGUCCUAUUUUUGGAUGUUAACAUCCAGAGGUAUAAGCUAGAGGUCUAGAUGUCUGCACCCACGGUAUGGUACCUAUGGACAUUUGCUGCUGUUUUUGCCUCUGAAUGCUCAACAAGCUUAUGUUAAGGUGUCCACAUACUUGGAGCCAUAAUUUCUAUCAUAUAAAACAAUGAUGUGCUCUUAUGUGGUUCCCUACUGGUGAAAUGGAACACCAUUCUAUUAAAAGAACUGGUUUAAUGAUGGUGGAGGUUUAGUUUAGUCCAUUUUAUAAUGAUCAAACCCCCUGACCUGUUGAUGGGGGCAUGGUCGUCCAUAAAAGAGACUGUUUUCAUUAGGACAGAAAUGUUCCAUCAUUUCUCUUGUACCCUCUUACUGUAGGGGUCUAGUAUUUAGGCCUGUACCGUUCUCUUGGUGUACAAGUGUCAAUAUAGUGAAGGUGGAUGCUAUCCAGCACUUGGUUUCUGGGAACCUGUGUUUAAUUCUUAACUCUGGUCAGUGUCUGUUAAGGGUUUUCCAAGAUAUUCCCUCUUUCUAAAAACAUACCAGAAGGUCUUGGAAGUGAGUACAUUUGUGGGUGCGUCUUCUCCUUCGAUGAAUUGGCACCCUGUCCAAGUUUUGAGGGUAGGGGUCCGGACUCCCGACUCUAAAGGUGAAUUAAUGAACAUUUUGGUUUUUAACUCACACCGGGCUCACAUUGAUCCAAAAUUAAGGUCAGUCCAGCCUGGACGAUCACACCACAUGCCUGACAGGAAGCACCUGGACCUGUCCUGUUUUUCCACUCACUCAUUCAUGGAUUUCCUGCCAUUUGUCACUUGGGUUUAAAUAUAUUACAAGGUAUUUUCUCUAAGCCUGUAUCAGUAUGUCUGAUCAUCUGUUCAAACCUGUAGAUUCAUCUGACUUGUGAUAUUUCUGAUGUUGUGUUCAAUGCUGUAGAUAAAAAAAAACCUUGUCGUUGCAUUUUUCAGUUGCCACAUGUGCCUGUAACAGAGUUUUAAUUUGCCUUAGUGUACAAAUAAAGAUUUUUAUCCACAGA
Messenger RNA from Trichomycterus rosablanca, 1558 nucleotides. It is a transcript of the gene vamp5, whose product is annotated as vesicle-associated membrane protein 5. The transcript is spliced from 3 exons. Gene Ontology annotation, cellular component: plasma membrane. Gene Ontology annotation, biological process: Golgi to plasma membrane protein transport. The record is from RefSeq and is a predicted model, not a curated record. Lineage: Eukaryota; Metazoa; Chordata; Actinopteri; Siluriformes; Trichomycteridae. Bases 140 to 514 code for a protein of 124 amino acids.